GUCAAAAUGUUAAGUGAGAUGAAUCCUCAAUGAAACUGAUUGUUUAUAAAACUAAUUAAUGAUAAGUGAUAACAUUCCUAUUAAGAUUAUUUUAUAAUAAUACGACUGAUCUUUAAUAAGAUUUUUCUGCAAAUCAUAAACGUAAAUAGUAUACUAUUGUAGACUAUAAAAAUGUGCAAUAUCAGUUUCAUUAAAAAUAUGUACGAAAUUUUUGUGCUGUUAUUGUUGUUUUUGACUUGUAUUUUUGCAAGAAGGUUUCCUGAAGAAGAUUACGCAGGCUACUUUGAUAGCCAGUAUGCUAAAACCAAAACCGCCCUGGAAAAGUUAGAACACGCUCCUCAAUGGGUUCCGAACUGGCCAGAUUCAGCUAUAAAAAUGGGUCAGGUAUCUGGAGUAGCAUUAGAUCCGUCAGGGCUACUCCUUGUCUUCCACCGAGCAACCAAUGCUUGGGACCUCAAUACAUUUACGGAUAGAGAUGUGUACCAGGGCAUUGGUGAUCCUCCUAUAGCUGAGCCAACAAUACUUGUAUUUAAUGAAACAGGAGAAUUAUUCGACUCAUGGGGACAAAACCUUUUCUACAUUCCUCAUGGCAUCACAGUUGACAACAAGGGCAAUGUUUGGGUGACAGAUGUAGCUCUACAUCAGGUGUUUAAGUUCACACCCGAAAAUCGAAUUAAACCAGCUAUGAUGCUUGGCGAAAAGUUUAUACCAGGAGAUGACGAUGAACAUUUCUGUAAGCCAAGUGCAGUGGCUGUUCUUUCAUCUGGUGACUUCUUUGUAGCUGAUGGAUACUGUAAUACACGGAUCGUUAAGUUUGCUGCUGAUGGAACUAAGAUACUGCAGUGGGGGAAACGGUUCGGCGGCGGUCCGUUCGUGCUGAAGGUGCCGCACGCGCUGGCGCUUGCGGAGGACCGCGGCGAACUGUGCGCAGCCGACCGCGAGCACGGCCGGCUGGCGUGCUUCCGGGCCGACUCCGGCGCCUUCACCGUCGCCUUCAGGCACUGGCUCGUGGGACCCAGGCUCUUCAGCCUCGCUUACGCGCCCGUGCACGGUGGUCGCCUGUACAUCGUGAACGGUCCGGCGCUGGGAGGCGGCGUGCCGGUGCGCGGCUACACCAUCGACUAUACGUCGGGGAAACUCAUACAAACCUUCGCCCCGGACGAUGGGUUCAGUAACCCGCACGACAUUGCGGUGACGGCAGACGGCAGUGCCGUGUACGUGGCGGAGCUGAACCCGCCGCGCGUCGUGCGCUUCGGAAGUGCACCCACCACGGCCGGCGCGACCGUCACCGAUGACGCACGCGUCGCUUCGGGCGCUGCUUCCGCUGUCGCGUCGAGCAACGUGACACACGUCACGGCGACCGCUACCGCCAUUGACGAGGGCGCGUGGGGCGCGUGGGGCGCGUGGGGCGCGUGGGGCGCGGGGGGCGCGGGCGGCGCGCUGGCCGCGCUGGGCGCCGCGCUGCUGCUGGCGCUGUGCCGCGCGCGCUCCCGCGGUAAGCACGCGCGCGAGCCGCUGCUCUCGUAGGCCCCACACCGCUCCAUCUACUUCCACAGCGAAAGCUAUUUGAACAGUUUCAUAGUAGUAUUGAAGCACCAAAAUCCAAUAUAAUCUUGAAAAUAUUGCUCAAUUCGAGUUCUAUUCAUUUAUUUAUUAUACUUGCGUCAGAAGACAUGAGUUUGAUUGAUGCAAUAUUAAUAAGCAAAUUACUAAUAUUUAAUCAAUAUGUUAAUUGAACGAGUAGAGCGUGUCAAUUUUCAAUAAAAAGUUCUUCAACUAAUAUAAAAUCUACUAUAACACUUGAACAUAAGUGACACGAGACACCACCCAUUGAAAUAUCAACUUGCUAGAUUACAUCAAAUGAAUCUUAAUUAUUUUAUGUUAUAAAUGACAUGAAUCACAAAGUUAUGUAUGCCCUAUUACAGUCGUAGUAGGAGUAAAGGUUAACAAACCGUAGAUUUACAAAUUGCAUGCGAUUUUCUAAUUGUUCUGCUGUAUUACGCACUAUAAACAGUUCUUGAUUAAUUUACUUUUAUUUAUAAUACAAAACUAUUCCACUGAACUAGUUAUAACCAGUUAAACUUUCGAAAUUCUGACUACAACUUCACGGACACUGAAAUCGCCAUUUUUUGCGAAUCCAUAAUGAAUAUCAUUGUUUAUUCAAGUUCAAGAUUAUUCAAGAUCUCGACCAAUCGGUAACCAAUUAUGUCGGUGUCAAAGUUGUUUAUUUGGGCUUACUCUUGUGGUUAGAAUAGGCUAUAAGUAAUAAUUUUUUUCUAUUAGUUAUUAAAGUGGAUUUUAAAAAAAAAGUUGGUCUAAGGUUACAAAUUGUAAUUAUUUUAUAUAAAUCAGCAGUCAUGUGUGAUAUUUAAAAAUAAGACUGUUAAUUUGUUUAUAUUUAAAACAAAAAAAAAAUCCCUUAGCAAAUUUUUAGUUAGUUACAA
Messenger RNA from Nymphalis io (European peacock), 2444 nucleotides. RefSeq names its product peptidyl-alpha-hydroxyglycine alpha-amidating lyase 1-like. Gene Ontology annotation, cellular component: membrane; extracellular region. The transcript has 9 exons. Lineage: Eukaryota; Metazoa; Arthropoda; Insecta; Lepidoptera; Nymphalidae. The record is from RefSeq and is a predicted model, not a curated record. Gene Ontology annotation, biological process: peptide metabolic process. Bases 172 to 1527 code for a protein of 451 amino acids. Gene Ontology annotation, molecular function: catalytic activity; protein binding.